GAAAAAAGUAGUGACAACGCUACACGAUUGGCUGCAGCCACAAAAAAAAUGGAUAGCUUCUGACCGCCUGCCGCAUCGAGAAUGGCAGGAACCUCAUCCAGCAAUACUGCAGAUAAAAUCUUGGGUUUACACAGUAUUUGUGCUGAGCAGCGAGCUUUUACGUAUACAUCAUGGAUGAUCUAUACGAUGAGUUCGGCAAUUAUAUCGGUGAAGGUGGAUUGUCGGAAGAGGAAUCGCAACAUGGCGAUGCGCCUGCUGCGGGCUACAUCUAUGAGGAGUCUGAGGAGGGCGACGUGCAUGAGGCAGCCGAUCAGGAGCUGAUGGAAGUUGACGAAGGACCGUCAAAUGCAGUGAUACUUCAUGAAGACAAGCAAUACUACCCAAGCGCACAGCAAGUGUACGGGGCCGAGGUCGAGACAUUAGUACAAGAGGAAGAUGCCCAACCGCUUACGGAACCAAUCAUCAAUCCGAUUCAGGACAAGAAAUUCGCGCUCCAGGAAGCAGACCUCCCACCAGUCUUUUACUCUCGAGAGUUUAUGGCAGACCUGCUCAAAUUUCCGGAACAAAUAAGAAAUGUUGCAAUAGCAGGCCAUCUUCACCACGGAAAAACCGCGUUCAUGGACAUGUUAGUUAUGCAGACUCAUGACAUAAGGGAUCGAUUGGAAAGGCGCACGGGUAGAAAGCGAGAUGAACAACUGCGCUACACUGAUGUACAUCUUCUGGAGAGACAACGAGAAUUGUCAAUCAAGUGUGCACCGAUGAGUUUGGUUUUACAGGGUAGUAAGGGGAAGUCUCACCUAUUCAAUAUCUUGGACACACCGGGUCAUGUCAAUUUUGUUGACGAAGUUGCGGCAUCCUUCCGUCUGGCCGACGGCGUGGUGCUCGUUGUUGAUGUUGUGGAGGGUGUCCAGGCCAAUACCGAGCAGAUUAUCAAAUACGCAGUAUUGGAGGAUUUGGCUUUAGUCUUGGUUGUCAACAAAAUGGACAGGUUAAUCCUUGAACUCAAGCUCCCGCCAAAUGACGCCUAUUUCAAGCUGAAACACGUGAUUGAAGAAGUCAACUCAAAGAUAGAGAGUGUCAUUCCUGGUAGAGGAGAAAGCCGGCGACUGAGUCCUGAGAAAGGAAACGUUGCCUUUGCCAGCAGUUCUAUGAAUUGGUGCUUUACGCUAUCCUCAUUUGCGCAAAUGUACACUGAACGCUAUUCCAAACUUGAUAUCUCAGACUUUGCGCGACGCCUGUGGGGUGACAUUUUCUACAACCCCAGAAGCAGAAAAUUCACACGAAAAGGGAUUGAAGAAGGGGCUAAGCGGUCCUUCGUGAAUUUUGUGCUGGAGCCCAUAUAUAAGCUUUAUUCACAUACUAUCAGCGAGAGCCCGGAGGAUUUGAAAGAGACAUUAGCGAGUCUAAACAUAUCUUUAAAACCUUCUCAACUCAAGGCCGACGCGAAGGUGCUUUUGAGUCUUGUCUGCGAGCAAUUCUUUGGUCCUGCGGCUGGGUUCGUCGACAUGGUUGUCCAACACGUACCAUCUCCUGUCGAAGGAGCAUCAAAAAAGUUGGAUAGGUAUUACAUUGGGCCUCAGGAUACCAAUGUUGCUAGAUCCAUGGCAGCUUGUGACCAGAACGGGCCUUUAGUUAUUCAUGUCACGAAGCUAUACAACAGUGUUGACGCUUCCACCUUUAACGCGUUCGGCAGAGUUAUGAGUGGUAUUGCUCAACCGAAUCAACAAGUCCGAGUACUAGGAGAGGGAUACUCACUUGAUGACGAGGAAGAUAUGGCGAUCGCGACUAUAUCUGAAACAUGGAUCGCUGAAUCUAGAUAUAACAUUUCCACUGACGGAGUACCCGCAGGUAAUUGGGUACUCCUCAGUGGUGUGGACAAUUCCAUCGUGAAGACUGCAACUCUUGUUCCUCUCAAAUUGGAAAAUGAUGAAGAUGCAUAUAUCUUUAAACCGAUCCGUCAUAUGACUGAGUCGAUAUUCAAAGUUGCUGUGGAACCUAUCAAUCCGUCUGAGCUUCCAAAAAUGUUAGAGGGACUUCGCAAGAUUAACAAGAGCUAUCCUUUAAUCUCUACUAAAGUAGAAGAGUCUGGAGAACAUGUUAUACUUGGGACUGGAGAACUCUACAUGGAUUGCGUUCUCCAUGAUCUACGCCGGCUCUAUGCUGAGAUGGAACUGAAAGUAUCAGAUCCUGUGACUAGAUUCUGCGAGACUGUUAUAGAGACUUCAGCUAUCAUGUGCUAUUCUAUCACACCCAACAAAAAGAAUAAAGUCACCAUGAUUGCCGAGCCACUAGACGAUGGUAUUUCGGAAGACAUCGAGAGCAGUCGUGUCAGCAUUAAAGACCCAAUUCGCAAAGUUGCAAAGUUUUUCGAAGAGAAUUAUGAUUGGGAUAAAUUGGCAGCGCGAAGCAUUUGGGCCUUUGGUCCGGAUGAGACUGGGCCUAACAUCUUACAGGACGACACUCUCCCCUCCCAGGUAGACAAGAAACUUCUCGGCACAGUACGCGACUCAGUCAUUCAGGGCUUCAGUUGGGGCACGAGAGAAGGCCCGUUAUGUGAAGAACCUAUUCGCAAUGUCAAAUUCAAGCUCACGGAUGUUACCCUUGCCGACCAAGCUAUAUAUCGUGGAGGUGGACAAAUUAUCCCUACCACCAGGCGUGCGGUUUAUUCCUCGUUCCUCAUGGCUUCUCCUCGAUUAAUGGAGCCAAUCUAUUCGUGCGAAAUGCUUGGACCAGCGGAUGCAGUGGCAUCAGUGUAUACCGUAUUGUCACGCCGCAGGGGUCACGUGCUCUCAGAUGGACCUGUCGCUGGAACGCCAUUGUAUUCUGUUCGAGGCCUGAUUCCAGUGAUUGACUCCUUUGGUUUCGAAACAGAUCUUCGAAUCCACACGCAAGGCCAAGCCACUGUAAGCUUGGUAUUUGACAAAUGGAGCGUUGUACCAGGCGAUCCCCUUGAUCGUGACGUCAAGCUCAGACCAUUAGAGAUGGCGAAUGCGCAGGCUACCGCUAGAGAUUUUGUACUUAAGACUCGAAGGCGAAAGGGAUUAGCAGAGGAUGUGACCGUCAGCAAAUUCCUGGAGCCAGAGCUGUGGAAGGGUCUCAAAGAUAGCGGGGUCCUCGAGGGAUGAGCUUUUUCGCUUUGAAACUUUUUGGAUGGCAAGUCGUCUCAAAUUUUUUGUAACAAUAGCGUGUCAAAAAAGAAUAGCGGUAAUUAAUGGAGUAAGGUCCACGGCGACUCGGCAAAGUUAGACAACUGUACAUUGCACACCAGUAAAUUCCAUAAACACAUGCUGCACUGAUAAGUAGCACUUAAUAGACCACUUAAAUUUAUUGACAGUUUUCCAACAUUUUCCCAAUAACCCCCAUCAGUGUUCCAUUUUCUAAUGCCGCAGCUACUCGCUCCUUGUCGGCCAGCUGUUUAUUCACCUCUUCAGCGGUGCUAUGCGUUCCCUGUUUGAUCCGGACGUCGACACGGAAGCGAGACGGCAACGACUGCUCCAACCGAACGCGUAC
Molecule: messenger RNA, 3510 nt
Organism: Talaromyces proteolyticus
Lineage: Eukaryota; Fungi; Ascomycota; Eurotiomycetes; Eurotiales; Trichocomaceae
Product: putative U5 snRNP component Snu114
Exons: 4
Coding region: 171-3125 (984 amino acids)
Biological process (GO): mRNA splicing, via spliceosome
Cellular component (GO): U4/U6 x U5 tri-snRNP complex; U2-type catalytic step 2 spliceosome; cytosol
Molecular function (GO): GTPase activity; GTP binding; translation elongation factor activity
Source: RefSeq, a predicted model, not a curated record